This is a messenger RNA of Siniperca chuatsi (mandarin fish), 2561 nucleotides long. It is a transcript of the gene vsig10l, whose product is annotated as V-set and immunoglobulin domain containing 10 like. The record is from RefSeq and is a predicted model, not a curated record. Gene Ontology annotation, molecular function: protein binding. NCBI's taxonomy places the organism in Eukaryota, Metazoa, Chordata, Actinopteri, Centrarchiformes, Sinipercidae. The coding region runs from base 207 to 2315 and encodes 702 amino acids. The transcript is spliced from 12 exons.
UACGCACGCGCUCUGCUGACAGCUCAAGCUCGAGAGCACAGAGGAGGUUACACGGGCGGUUCCGUUACUGCUGUGUAAGACGCCAAGGACAUUUCUGCGCUUGUGUUUGUUGGAAAUAUAACUUAAAGCCGGUUCUUGACUUUGUAAGAAGGUUCUCGGGUACUUUGAAUUCGUGAACUACUCUGCUGCCAUACUGUUUUACUAAAAUGACGUGGCUGGAUGAGUUUGAGAGAUUAAGCGCAGUUUUUCUGUCCAUUUUACUUAGCUUUACUUUUCAAGGUGCAUACUGUGAACUGGUGCUUUCUCCUGCUGGUCCUACUCAGGUGAAUGCUAUAGCUGGCAGCAAUGUGACUCUGGCUGUGUCCUUCAGUGGUGCCCCUGACCCAGUGGUUACCUGGUUUAUGGCAGAUUUACCUGUCAUCACAUGGACUAUUACCUCGACUACUCCCCCAGACAUAGCCAAAAACUACAGGGAGGUACUGAGGAUUGAGCGAAAUGGAUCCCUUACCUUUGUAAAUGUGCCACUUGGCUAUACCAGUAACUACACCAUUGAAAUUACAAAGUCUGGAUUUGGAAAAGCCUUGACUACUUUCAGUCUGAAAGUAUUUGAAAAAAUCCAGAAUGUGAUUCUGAGCGCACAGCCUGAUUUUGCCAAAGAGGGAACUGACCGGUUCACUCUGCAAUAUAGCAUGCUGCAAGGAGUGGUCGAGCAACAGAUGUGGUUCUUCAAUGGCAAAGAGAUAAAUACCAACUCACACUACUCGUUGGAGCAGCAGAGCCUUGUGAUCCUCGGGCCAAACCGAAGCGACACAGGACAGUAUGAAGUGUUAUUGACGAACCCCUUCAGCAGUGUGACAGCUCGCAUGAAUGUGACUGUGCUGUAUGGACCAGAUGAGCCCAUACUUGAGGCCCGUCCAGCUCAGGCUUUCUAUGUAUCAGGAGACUCUCUGAGCCUCUCCUGCCAUGCUGAGGGAUUCCCACAGCCAACAGCUGAGUGGGUCUUUGGUGGUCAGACCCUUUCUGGUUCCCGCAGAGGGGUCCUAAAUCUAACACAUGUACAAAUCAGUCAAGGAGGCGUUUAUACAUGUACGCUGCUCAAUGAGCAGACUGAAGAACAGCGGCGAAAGAGCAUGACUUUAAAUGUUUAUGAGAGGCCGUCGGGCAACCCAAUGUGCUCUGUGCAGUCGGUGAAUAACGUCGACUUGCAGUACCACUGUUGGUGGUCGGGGGGAACUCCACAGGCCCAGCUUUCUUUCCCAGCACUAAGCAACACCAGCAGUGGAGCGGGGAACUUCAGCCUGACCUUCAACGCCUCAGAUAACCUCAACAGGAAAACUGUCACAUGCAUGGCAGACCACCCAACUGAACAAAAUAAGUGCAAUAUUACUGCAAGGAGUCCAAUGGAGUUCCUGCCAGCUGUGAGAACCACAGUUGAUUCUGAGGGCAAAAUAGUUGUCACUAUCCACUGUGUCAGUGAGGCAUCGCCUAAGGCUGUGGUGUCAUGGUCCAAAGGCAGCGAGGCUGUCACCAGCAGGACAAUAUACCAGAUCAGCAGUGACACCACGCAGCUCAAGAUUUAUGAUUACAAUGUCAGCAACUUUCUCCUCCAUAACUACACUUGCAACUGCCGCAACCCACUGGGCAGCCAGAGAAGGGAAAUACAGCUAAGAGGACCGUCGAUCUCAGAUUCCAGUUUGUUCCCUAAUCAAGAUGGAACCAUCAUCACAUUGACCUGGGAGGUCCCGCCUACCUCUGUUGUUACAGGGUUUGACAUCCAAAUGAAAGGACCAGACCUCCUGAACAAAAAUCGUAAUGGCACCCAAACUAGAGGCAGCUCAAACAGUUUUCACACCAUCCAGCAGAAACCUGGCUCUGACAGGAGUGCGGACAUCUUUGACCUCGAUCCCAACUUGACGUACAGGUUUCGGGUCAUUCCUAAAGCUCGUAUGACUGAAGGAGAGCCAUCUGAGGUCCACAGAAUUGGUCCAGGCGAAGGGCUGAGUGGCCCUGCGAUUGCUGGCAUUGCAGCUGGAAUCCCCUGCAGCCUUCUCUUCCUGCUCCUGCUGGGCGGCUUCAUCUACCUCUGUGUCUACUGCAACAAGAACAAAAGUAGUCGGCAGACAAGAUAUCCAGUGUCCAGAGCAGCUGAGAAGGCAAUAACAACCCAAACAGAUACAACUCCUCAUAACCUGCUGACAGGAGGGCUGAAGUCCCUCCCUGAUUACAACAGAUUACAGCAGACUCCCUCUGAGAGAUCAGUGACUCUCCCCACGUUUGUCCCUCCACUUCCCGUCAGAGUUGCUACAACUGUCUAAACUCCAAAAUUUGCUUUGUGUAUAUCGGUUUUGUAUAGCAUGCUUUUAUUUUUUAUAUGUUUUUUUUAUUUUAAAUGUAUGAGAAUUUUUCUAUAUUUUUUAUCAUUAUUUUAACUAAAAUAAGGAUCGGUGUCAUAAAUGUAUUUCAUUGGAGAUGGAUAUUUGUAUCACUUUCCUGUAUAAUCUGCAACUUAAAACUCCUUUAUUUUGUAACAGUAUUUAUUCAUAAUAAAUCAAUAUAAGCCA